Messenger RNA from Electrophorus electricus (electric eel), 3470 nucleotides. It is a transcript of the gene pnpla8, whose product is annotated as patatin-like phospholipase domain containing 8. The record is from RefSeq and is a predicted model, not a curated record. Gene Ontology annotation, biological process: arachidonate metabolic process. Lineage: Eukaryota; Metazoa; Chordata; Actinopteri; Gymnotiformes; Gymnotidae. Gene Ontology annotation, cellular component: membrane.
AACGGCACACAUCCUUACUGUUGUCUAAUUUAUUAUAAUACGCAACACUUGAUUGAUUUUCCUUCUUAAAGUGAAGGCUAUUGAGUUGGUAAUAUACAGUAUGAAGUAUGAAGUUGACAGUCAAGGUGUGCCUUUGUUUACUGUAAGUGAUUUGAGUCCCUGGCUUGGUUUCUAGGCAACAGGACCUGCACGGACUCCGACAAAGUAAUAGUUAGCGGGUAAUGUUCCAUAGUGAUACCAGGUGAGGAUGUCUGUUAAAUUGAUAAAAAGAUGUGACACUGCAAGUGCUGUAAAUCAGAGGCUGAAAGCUGAACGUGAUGACAUGGUGCCAUCCAUGGCCCAGAAGGUUGCCUACAGCCAAGACACGCAGAAGUGUUUCCAGAACAUUCUGGGACCACUAUCACUUUUCUCUCAUGCAGACAAAGAUGAUGUGAAGAAAAGAGACAGGGCUCAGGAGGCAAGAUCUGAGUCAUCAGCCUCUGAGAAGAUAAUGAACGUUCCAGCCACGUUGUCUGAAUUGUGCCAGCAGCUGAGAGGCAGGCUCAACCAGCAGUCACCCCCACUCUCCCACACUGAGGACCAGGAAAUGCUGGUGUCACUCAUCACGUCCAAGCUGGGACUGAUCUGGCGGGACCUCUGCGGGAUGCUCGGCGACCCCAUGCUGACCUCGGACGAAAACAGGUGGCUACGGGGCAGGACCUUUGGUGAGGUGCUGCACAUCUGCGAGCGGCUCUACCUGCACUACCUCCACCUGCUGGAUGCCCUGGAGCGGCGCAGCGUCUUUAGCCCAUGGGCCAACCGCAACCGCCUGGCUGCCCGCAUGGCCUUAGACCUCAGCAGCCUUCUGAACGUUCACUCCAUACGACGUCGCAUCGCUAUGGGUAUCAAGGCAACACAGGACACGGGGUACCAACAGGUGGUGGAAAUGAUGCAUGCUGAUGCCUGUCCUCGUGAACUGGACCUCAGGUUACACGUAAAGCCCGGCUGUAAGAAAUGUGCAGCAAGCAGGCAGCAGCAGACAACAGUGGAGAAAGAGCUUAUAGAGAUCCAAGAAAAAAUAGGAGAGUUGGAUCUGGAAUGUGUGUAUAAACUCAUACCCUGUCACCUGGAGCUGAUAACCAGCAAAAUGGAGACACUCUGUGCCACUCCCUGUUCAACAUCUAAAGCAGAGGAAGAGGAAGAUCAGUUGAAGACCACCACCCGGCUGAAGGGAUGUAAUUCCAUGCCAGAGCUGCAGAGGGAGACACUGCUGGAGGAGCUGGAGAUGGCAGCACUGCCUGCACGAUCUCAGUCCUCUUUAGGGCUUCUGUCUAUAAGCCCGGGUUCUGGCCUGGAGGAGCACAUCACCCCUGCUGAGGAUCUUAGGAGACUGUUACAGGACGCAAAUCCUGUGGAAAAGUUUGACUCUGAGACAGAUAUCCCACCUCUCAUCCGAGCUUUGAGCACCAGUGGCUCCAGCAAACUCAAACAACUGACCCACGUUCUGUGGAGGCUGGAGGACGAAGAGGGCCGGCGAAGAGAGACGGAAGGUCAGGGCGAGGCAGAGAGGCCACAGCCACCCCAGGCGGAGGUGGUAAGCGUGAGCAUGCCCACCCAGGGUGUGGUGUGGGCGGCGGCUUCCCGCGUCUCUGACAGAGUGUGCCUCGAUACAAUCAGCAUCAGCAUGUGCCCCCCUGUCUACAAUGACCUCACUGGAGAGAUUGAAGCUUUGUCAGUUAAAUGGUUGGAUCGCAACCUGUUUGACAGGGAUGAAAUUAAAGAUGUCUACGAAGAGUUAUCUCAAAGUCUUCCGAUUCAGUAUUUAAACUUUGAUGAGGACCCUAUGAUAGAGACUUGUCUGAACAUUGGCAUACCUGUACUUGACUUGAAAAGGAAGAAUCACGAAAAGAAACUGAUGAACUCUUCGCUACACAUGCCAAAUCCUUAUGGCAUAUCUCACAGGAAGCGCACGGACAUGAUGGCAGAUCAUAAGAGGCCAACAGAUGUGACGUCUCGUGCAUAUGCGGCAUGGCACCGAUGGUGGAAGUCUAAUUUGACACCAAAUGAUUACCUUAAUUACCUUUCUGACCAGCAGUCAGAUUACCUGUCCGUGGUGUUUCACCUGUACGACAGUGAUGACAGCGAUGAGGAGGAUGAGUGCGAGAAGCUCCUGCAGCUUCAGAGAGAGAGGAAAAGGAGGCAACUAGCAAAGACCGACGCCCUGAGGAGGCACAAGCAGGCCUACACACCCGGCCUCUGGAACGUCAACUCCGUGCUGCUGGGAGGUCUGGGAAAAGAGCCAGCAUUGGAUGAGGUGGAAGGAGCAGAUGAGGAAAUCCAGCAUGUGGUAAGGGGUGGGCAGGGGGCAGUGGACAACCACACCCACACCAUGCCUGAGGGGGACGAGCAGGUGCAGGCCAGGCUGGAGAGAAUCUGGACUACGCUGCACCUGUCUGAGACACAGAGGCUGGACAUGGCCAUCAAGUACAGCUCCGCCACACACCGUGACAGGCUGGAGGAGGCUAUAGUGGCAUGGGAGAAGGCAACUAAUCUGAUCCAGCAGAGGGAGAAAGUGCUGUUGCAGCUGGAGCAGUUUGAGAAAGUGGCAUCUGAUCCCAACAGGUUCUUCCAGCGAGGUUACAAUGGUACCUCUGCUGCCAGGAUGGAGGAGGCAAGCAGCAGAGAGAAACUUCAGUCUCAGAUAGCAGCUCUGGACAAGUUGUUGUCCCAGAUCAUCCAUCACAUAGCUGUCACCUUCAAGGACACUGUCACCUAUAAGGGACGGCCAUAUGGAGAGAAGAUGCGCUGGGACUGUGUGGAGAUGCUCUACUGGCUACAGCAGGAGAGACGGGCUCAGGCUCUGGAGAAGCUGGUGGAGGGGAGGGGGAUACUGCCAGCUAGGCUGCCCCCUAUUAACUCCAGCCAUAUACUCUAUCCCCACCUCCACCCUACCCCAGAGGAACACUUCCCACUAGCCAUUGAGGAGAAUAUCCAGUGCAAGGAACUCCUGUGUUUUCCAUGUACAAAUAUUGAAGCUAAUGCUAAAUAAAAAAAGUAGGUUUUGAUUACCCUCUGCAUUACAUUUUAUCAUAUGGAAACUGAACAUCUAAAAUGAUUUUUAAUGUUUAUUUCUCAAUUCAUUUUGGGUUUUUUGAGAGUACAACAGAAUUUGUAUAAGUCAGGAAACUUCAAAAUUAUGCAAAACUGUGGUUAUUGCAUAGUCCUAUAGGUGGCAGUAAGCGUGUUGUCCCUUUAUAGAAGAGCACAUUUAAUUCAAGAGAAGGAGGAAAAUAACCUGCCCCUUUGAUACCUAAGACGUAGACGUUUUACUAAAGGUAGCGUAGCUAGCUCUUUUUAUGCUUUUGUAAAGAACAGACUUGCUCUGAUUCAUUUCACUCAGCUCACACUUUCUUAACAAAAUGAUAGCAAGUUGUAUGGGAUGAAAGGGGUAUGUUAUGCUGUUUUUAUGUGUCUGAUUAAACGGUUCAUAA